AUGGGACUCGUUACCACACAUCUAAUCAAAGGCGUCGCUGCAGGCAUUGGCCUAGCCUCGGAGGGAUUAGCUGCCCGCAAGGCAAAGAAAGCCCAAAAAGCUCUUGAAGAAGCGGAAUCAUAUGGACCCAAUGAAAAAACAAUCACGACAAACAUUGACCCGGAUUUGCGUGGGAUUUCAGAGCUCGAUUCGCAUCAAAUAAAAAUCUAUGAUGAUGUUCAUGAGCUUCCAACUUCGACCUACCACCAACAACUCCACGAGCUCCCCGCUUCGAGAUAUCACCAAGAUGAUAGCCCAAAAGACCCACCACCGAUUAAUGCCGAGGCAAUCGACGAAACUACCCUUGCGACACAGUUCGCAAGCCAUUAUCCGAUUCCAGUCGAACCCAAUCUACCAGAGGUGGUCUACCGAUUACCAGCCCCGGUUCUCCUCCCACAGCGCAGACCAAAGAACCGCGACCGUGGUUUCCUUCGAGGUUAUGCCCCUGAUCUAGCGCCAUGCGGAAUUGACCAGGAAAUGUUCAUCGAUUUUCUGAACACUGCUGAGAAAGGUUGUCGGGCACAUAGGUGGUUGCAGGCUAUCAACCUGGCAGCCCUUGCAGGACAUGCUAUCCCUUCCGCAAUCGCCGUCGCAGUGGGAAUUGCCAUACACCAGCUUGCGAACUUGUCGAUCGCGGCUGAUGGCCGCCGAAGAACCAACAACUUCUUUGACCAGGCGAACGAAGAAUUCUUCAAGCCUCGUGGUCUAUAUUGUCUUGUCAUGACUUGGUAUCCUGAGGACCCGGAUACUCCAGCCAUGUCAAUGGAUCUCCAGUCCACCAUCGCAAAAGCCACUUUUAGGACUGAUUCACUAGGUCGUCUAGAGCGCAAAUUCAAGAGAUCUGACGGGAAGACAUAUGGGAACAUGUUUCCAGAGGUUGCGCCACUGGUCUUCCCUGAGACGGAAACGGUGGGCGACCAACUAGACCCCCAGGAGAAAUUCCAUAAGAUUAAGAAGAAGAGAGACUUUAUCCAUGGGUACUUGGAUAAGAGAGCUCAGGCGACUUUUGAAGCUGAAAAUCCUAACAGUCAUUUGAAUCAACGGCCGAAGCCUACGUUUGCUUCGCGCUUUGCCGAUCCCAAUCAUCCCGCUAGUAGCGGUGACUUACUCGCUCUCUUGACUGGUGGCUAUAUGAGCAGGAAUGGCCCUGGGGAGGCGAAGGUGGGUGAUGACAGUCUCAUCCGCACUGUGAUAAAGACAGGUUCCGAGAUGUUUGAAUCGAAAGCAUUAUAUUUAGCGAUUGUCAAUCUCCCUACUGAGGAUGAAAUGAAUCAAGCACGAUUGGUGCUGGGUAUGUAG
Penicillium pulvis is the source of this 1338-nucleotide messenger RNA. RefSeq lists its product as uncharacterized. Lineage: Eukaryota; Fungi; Ascomycota; Eurotiomycetes; Eurotiales; Aspergillaceae. The transcript has 4 exons. The coding region runs from base 1 to 1338 and encodes 445 amino acids. The record is from RefSeq and is a predicted model, not a curated record.